Dermacentor silvarum is the source of this 751-nucleotide messenger RNA. RefSeq names its product THAP domain-containing protein 11-like. The record is from RefSeq and is a predicted model, not a curated record. Gene Ontology annotation, molecular function: sequence-specific DNA binding. Lineage: Eukaryota; Metazoa; Arthropoda; Arachnida; Ixodida; Ixodidae. The coding region runs from base 185 to 562 and encodes 125 amino acids. The transcript is spliced from 2 exons.
UCCGACUCCCUUGCUAAGUUGCCUAAGCAGCUAGCGAGUGCGAAACAAAGAUUUAACUUAAUUUUGGUUCAUAUUGCGAAUGUUUUGCGCAUUUAACACCCAGAAUGAGAGCUAUGAAUUUCUCCGCUAGUCGGACGCGCCGCCGAACUGCCAUAAAGUUCUUGUUGGCUCACUCGUCAGAACGAUGGCGAGCACGACGGCAACCGCGACAGCUCCGCGCGCUACGAAGAAACGCCGCAAUCGACGCUACUGUUGCGUUGUAAAUUGCCAUGAACGUGAAGGACUGAACAACAACGUUCAGUUUUACCGAUUUCCGUCGCGGUCGUAUGAAGUAGAAAGGCGAGAGCGCUGGAUACGGGCCGCUCAACGUGUUGGCCCUGACGGGGGACUAUGGCAACCAAGCGAGAACUCAAGAAUCUGCAGCCGCCCCUUCGUUGGCAACAUAAUAAACAAAGUUGUGAACCAUCCUGCGUAUGUGCCAUCGAUAUUUCUACCUGUUUACACACGUCCGCCUCUACUUGACUCAGCAAGUGGAACGGAGAGAUUUGGCAGGUCAGUUUAACCAAACAUUUUGGUUCCUUUAUGAAUUCAAAAUCGUGUUCUAGGGCAUUGUGGUAUCGCGAGCUCAUUUCUUGUUUCGGCUUUUCCGAUACAACGAGCACGUUUCGCAAUGCACUGAGCCCUCUUGACAGUGUUUUUUUUUUUUUUUUUUAAUCUGAGCAAUAAAGUUGCUGUGGGAGCACUGGAUGAG